Molecule: messenger RNA, 1530 nt
Organism: Paramacrobiotus metropolitanus
Lineage: Eukaryota; Metazoa; Tardigrada; Eutardigrada; Parachela; Macrobiotidae
Product: tetraspanin-3-like
Exons: 6
Coding region: 292-1374 (360 amino acids)
Cellular component (GO): membrane
Source: RefSeq, a predicted model, not a curated record
AGCAACGCUAAAAAUACUGCAGUCUGUCUAGUCAAGGUCUGUUAGUUUCGGUACCCAACUAUUAUGGUCUGAUUUAAAUUCAGUUCCGCCCGGUUUUAAAUAACGAUAUUCAAAAACACAUUUUUACAAGUUAGACCAGCAAUAUCUGUGAUUCCGUUGUAAUCAUACCCCUGCUGCACUGCAGUGUGUAAUUUUUAAGGUUGGGAUGUUGUAAUAUUAUCAUGUUUCAUACUGGAGAGGUAUUCUAGCAAACGGUGAAGCGGUGUUGAUUUAUUCAAAAAAGACGCCUAAAUGGAUGCUUACCGAACCGGAAGAGACGCAGCAACAGGGUCGAGGAUUGUUGCAGCUGCAAAUUUUAAUGAUUUAGCGGAGAAUGUGGAAGCGCCUUCACCCAACCAGCAUCCGCAGCAAGCCAACGUUAUGCCAAUUUCCCAUAAAAUCUUUAAGACGGCGAUAUUGGUGAUCAGUGGGUUGUAUCUGGGAGUCGGAAUUCUCUUCAUAGCGGGCGGCGUUAUAAUCUGGAAUGAGCGCCUCUUCAAUGUAGAUCACUUCGAAUUCGUCGAUCUGCAAAGCAUAACCGAUAACGUUAUUGGUUUAGCCAUCACCGUGGGUGCACUGACUCUGGUGGUCGCCGCACUGGGACUUCCGGCUGGUAGCUGCCGAAACCGAUACGCGAUAUUAUCGUUCGGAGUGGCGCUUAUCGUCCUUAUGGUCUUUCAACUGGUCUGUCUAGGCUUAGGAUUUUCUGGGAAACAUCAGAUGGAAACCCAAUUAACUGACGAUUUGUGGCACGAUAUAGCACACUACAACGAAUCGAACCAUCACAAAAUUGACAAAGUGCAAAGAGAGCUGUGCUGUUGCGGGGUGGACUCAUUUGGAGACUGGCUCGAUUCAGGCCAGCCUGCAACGAUGAGCGUAUCGGCCAGAAAACGCAAACCAAAUACCUUCAAUGGAUAUCUGCCUAAAACUGGGAAAUUUAUGAAAGUAGCCGUCUCGUUCAACGUAACGGUUUCCGGUAUUCCACACCGUUACCCACCGCUAUCCUGCUGCAAUUUAGUGGACGAGACUCUGUGCAUAUUCGAUGUGGAAACGGUCUAUGCCUGUGCUCAAAGUGACCAAAACAACAACUGCGAUUUCUAUACACGCGGAUGUGCGCCGCUGCUGCGUGAUACACUCAGGGAAAUGAUGGGGAUAAUUGGCGCUGUGGCCGCUGUAUUACUGUUUCUCGAUAUUGCUGGAAUUAUCUGCGCUGCUUGGCUGUUUUGCCGGUUGUAUCGGAUAGCAGGCCCAUUAUUCGCAUUCAGGCGGCUGGAUAAUAUCCGCGAAAUAGAUCAACGGGAAGACCAUCAUGGUGCUGCAAGUGAAACCCGCUGAGCGAAUGUAUCUGCUUUUGUCCUUUUGCCAACUUUUUCACGCUUGCUUCGUUGUUCGUAGUAAAUUUAAUUUUGUUAGCCACAAAAUAAAAUUACUUUCACAUUUUUAAUCAAAUCAGGGUCAUCGACUGGCUUAAGAUUUACAAAAACUAAAUAA